This is a messenger RNA of Fopius arisanus, 3331 nucleotides long. It is a transcript of the gene pan, whose product is annotated as pangolin. Gene Ontology annotation, biological process: regulation of transcription by RNA polymerase II; canonical Wnt signaling pathway. The transcript is spliced from 12 exons. Gene Ontology annotation, molecular function: DNA-binding transcription factor activity, RNA polymerase II-specific; RNA polymerase II cis-regulatory region sequence-specific DNA binding. The record is from RefSeq and is a predicted model, not a curated record. Gene Ontology annotation, cellular component: beta-catenin-TCF complex; chromatin. Bases 1003 to 2784 code for a protein of 593 amino acids. Lineage: Eukaryota; Metazoa; Arthropoda; Insecta; Hymenoptera; Braconidae.
AUCCGACUUGAGUGGUACACAGGCGGUCGUGACACUCCGUUUAUCCCAAAUAGUAAAUUCCCCUGAUAUAAAAAAAUAAACACAAAACAAAACACAAUCGCGCAGCGAUCCCUCACAACCUGGGACACUCGAAUGUUUAUCCACAAUAAUUAAAGUGGAACAAGUCACCAACCGGCCCAUGUUAAUCGCUAUACCCGACGGUGAUAAACAAAGAUAGAUUAACCGAAUAAAGAUAAACGUGACAAGAGAUACGAUGGCCGCCAACGGCGCGCGUCAAGUUCACGUCAGUGCUGUAUCCUCGUUAUUUCACAGUGUAGCGUGUCAAUUUGUGCUCGUGUCUUGGCCACCAUUACCCCUGUACACGUCGUGCGUGUGUCUGUUUCGUUUAUACUGAGAGUCAAGUGGAUAUUUUAAAUCACAGUGGGGAAAAAUAACGAGAAACGUGGGGCCCUUUUUGUGUGUGGAAUGUAUGUGUGCGCAAGCGGUUAACGCCCGGGAUAAAAAAAAAAAUAAUAAAACGAGCUGCGUGUGGACAGCAUCGACACGAUAACACUCGUGUUUGUUUAGUAGUUUCUUUUUUUUUUUUUUAAUUAUUUUACUUUAUUUUUUUUCUCGUGCAUUGCCAGUGGGUUUUGUUGGUCGCAAGGAAUUUGUGCGUCAAGUUUGACGGAGAUUCAGUGGCUCGUGCAGCAGUUUUAACGUGUCCGUCGGCACAUGCCGGUACGUGUUUAUCGUGCAACUGGAGGCUGCAAUUUUUUUCAACCGUCUGUCUUCCUAAACUAGCGUUACAGUGCUCUUUGGGGGUUCUUGGAAUCACAAUUUUUUUCAGUGAUAUCGGGUAACAUUUUCGGGGCAAUCGUACAGUGAAGUGUGUUAGACCGGUUGUAACAGUGGGGGAGAGGGGAUUUUUAAACGGGUGAAAAAUUGGAAGACGAUAACCUGCCAGCGGUGGUGCGCUAACGCCCGAUCGGUCCCGUCGGACGGUCGGAGCGCGUAACAAUAAUGCCGCACGUGAGCAGCAAUGGCGGUGGCGAUGAUCUCUGUAGUGAAGAUGAGGUCAAGGUUUUCAAGGAUGAGGGCGAAGACGAAAAGAGAUCCUCGGAGAAUCUCACCGAGGAGAAGAGCUCGCUCAUUGAUCUCACCGAGUCUGAGGAGAAGGGAUCGCUCGCGGGCGGCAGCUACUCGACAACGGGAAAGGCCUCCACGAGGUCCGACCUCAGUCCUGUCUUCGGAAAGGUGGACCCGACGCCGCACACCUCCUCGUUCAACAUGGGCUACCUUGUAUCGCCGUAUCCCUACCCCAACGGUGCCGGAGGACCUAUACCUGUCUCUAUGGCGAGUAAAAUGGGCCUUGCUGGUACCCAUCCGAGUGGAUUACCUGCGUUCUUCUGUCCAAAUGGUGAACACCUGACCCAACCACCGCCCGCACAUAUGGGAAUUCCGCCUUACGGAGCGCUGGACGCGGGCAAGGCGGCAGCGGCGGCUGGUGAGUACUGGCCACCAUCAUCCCACGGCUCACCCACACAUACCGCAAACUGGAAGCGACUUCUAGCAGCAGCAGCUUCCACAGGUCUGACCAGAGCACCAAUGUACCCAUUCUCCACAGGCCAAUAUCCGUACCCGAUGCUGAGCCCAGAAAUGACACAAGUAGCUGCGUCUUGGCACACACCGAGCAUGUAUCCCAUUUCACCGGCUAGUGCAGGCUUCAGGAGUCCAUAUCCCACGAGUUUACCCAUCACAAGUUCCAGCUUACCGAGCGAUCUCUAUCGGUUUUCACCGACUGGCCUGAUGCCACCUCAUCCUGGACUGAGUCCGCAUGCACAUGCGCUGGCAUCCCAUGCGCUCGUUUCAUCAGCACCGAAAGCGGAUCACUCAACCUUGGAUCACAAUCACAGGUCUUCGAUAGAUCAGAAAAACUCCACCUCGUUAGCGUCGGACAACACAAAAACACAGGACACUGGACAGCAGAAUAAUCAAGAUAAAAAGAAGCCUCAUAUAAAAAAGCCUUUAAACGCGUUUAUGCUGUACAUGAAGGAAAUGAGAGCAAAAGUUGUGGCAGAGUGUACCUUAAAAGAGAGUGCUGCGAUCAACCAAAUCCUCGGAAGGCGGUGGCAUUCGCUAAGCCGAGAGGAGCAGGCGCGGUAUUAUGAGGCUGCCAGGCAGGAGCGCCACCUUCACCAGCAACGAUAUCCCGGGUGGAGUGCCAGGGAUAACUACGGAUACGGCAGCAAGAAGAAGAAGAGGAAGAAAGAGCGAUCCGCAGAUCCCACCGGAGGUAACAACAUGAAGAAGUGUCGUGCUAGGUAUGGAUUAGACCAGCAAAGUCAAUGGUGUAAACCCUGCAGGCGUAAGAAGAAAUGUAUCAGAUACAUGGGGGAGGGAGGAGACGGUGAUGGUGAGGGUGACGUUGAGGGUGAUGACGAUCACUCAGAGGACAAUCUUGGCAGUGUGGGUGAGGCAGGGACACCCGAGGACGACGAGUCCCUGAGCAGUCCAGGUGGCCUCUCAGGAUUGUCUAGUCUAGCGAGUCCCUCUCUGGUGAUGCCAUCGCCAUCGAGUCUAGCAAGUCCUUGUCCCUGUCCCCUGACACCACCAGUGCCAAUAGCCCUGGCACAAACGUCAAAUCAACCCCAGGCUGGUCCACCCCAUCGCAAUCCCGUUGGCACAAAUCCACACGACAUCAACAAUCCAUUAAGCGUUAAUCAAUUGACUGGACAGUGUAUAAAGAGUGAAGUUGGACAGGGACCAUCUGGCCCAUCAAACUCCGCCAUCAGUGUUACGUAGCCCUGGCCAGCCCCAUGUGACAAGACUCUUAAAUUCAAUGUCAUCGGGGUUCACUUAUAUCUAUUCACAUUCGGAUUCACUGGGUGACCAUUUUUUUUUUUCAAUUACUGGCCAUUGUCCGAAUUAAUGUCUAAAUGUUAAUGAUCCAGGGGGAGAUUCGAAGAUUGUAAUCAUUCAUUAAUACUCAGGACCAAGUGUCUAGCUGUAAGUCACCCGAACUCAUGAUGCCAACGUGCAAUGGAAAGUGACUGAUCAUUUUAAACUUUUUUUUUUAUUUUAAAACACGAGUAAGUUAUUGCAUUGUGAAGUGCGAGUGACUUAGCUUGUAGUCCUUCAUAUGUGAAAGCAUUCGAUAGAAAAAUGUUGGGGGGAAUUGGGAAUGGUGGGCGAACUCUGGAGAUGUUUCGAGGAUGCUGGAAUUUAUUUGGGGAGAAUUGGGAAAUUUGAGGGAAUUAUAACGGAUUCGAACUCGAUUUAAUGGGAAAAUUUUUAUGGAGAAAGGUCUGUAAUUUUAUUCAAUUACUUGAUAUUUCAUGAAACAGGAAAA